Messenger RNA from Trypanosoma cruzi, 1029 nucleotides. RefSeq lists its product as uncharacterized. The record is from RefSeq and is a predicted model, not a curated record. NCBI's taxonomy places the organism in Eukaryota, Euglenozoa, Kinetoplastea, Trypanosomatida, Trypanosomatidae. The coding region runs from base 1 to 1029 and encodes 342 amino acids. The transcript has a single exon.
AUGCACAGUUGGGUCACACAUGCAUUGGAGGAAAGGUACAUCGAGGCACUGCAAGGGCUUGACGGAACCGACGGUGUGUACUGUAUGGCGUGGGAGCACGAGUGGUAUGAGGACGGCAUUGUGAUGGAUUGGUCCGCGCUUCACCGUGGUCUCGUCGCCAGCGUGUGUUUUCCGCCGGUGGCCGCACAAAUGGAUGAUUUGGCGCGGUUUGGCUGUUGUGUGAGGGACGACACCCUUCUUGUUACAUCCAUUGACAUUCGUGCUCCGUGGCGCAUGAUUCCGCUCUCCGACCAGGCGCAGCGGCUCAGCGCUUUUCUGCUCCCACCAGCAGCGAAUGCUUGCGGAAACGGAGCGCGAGUUGCCGUGGAGGAGUUGCGUGGCUAUCGGUUUGUAAAGGGCCCUCCGGGGCAAAGAAGUGUACGGGACGAUGUUUAUGCAUUACUGCAGACGGUGAACCGUCAGCUGACGAGGGCUGGAGUAAAGACUUAUGUUUUCUUUAGCAAUGUGAUUGUUGCAUCAAAAAACUUUGAGCAGUUGAUGCACCACACCGCAGCCGUGUUUCGCGCACUCAGGGAGGCUGGAUUUGCCAUCAACGGGAAUGGAUCCUCAUUUGAACCGCGACGUGUUUUCACGGUUGUGCCCGGGCGGUAUUGGAACACGCUGACUUUAGGCUCGCUUCGGCGUGAGGAGGACAUUCUGGCGUUUCUUGUUGAUAUUUUUUACCGGUGGCUGGAGGAUUGUUACGUGUGGUUGUGCGAAACGCCACCACGGUCGUUGCUCCUGUCGGCAGGUGACGACGACAAGAAGCUGCAUUUAUUCUCAGACUUCUACACAAGGCUGGUGUACCCACGCCAUGAUUAUAUUCAUUUCUUGGCUGUAAAGGGCAUGACGCUGGCGGAUGUUUUGCGGCUUGCCGGGCCCCGGCUGGCAAAGAAGGUGCCAUGCGUGGGUCCGCAGAAGUGGAGUACACUGGAGCUGCGGUUGUGUUUAUCUGCCUUGGACGCGUAUAAUAAUUUCCCAUGCAAAUAG